Molecule: messenger RNA, 1149 nt
Organism: Physeter macrocephalus (sperm whale)
Lineage: Eukaryota; Metazoa; Chordata; Mammalia; Artiodactyla; Physeteridae
Gene: SYT8
Product: synaptotagmin 8
Biological process (GO): calcium ion-regulated exocytosis of neurotransmitter; regulation of calcium ion-dependent exocytosis; regulation of dopamine secretion
Cellular component (GO): dense core granule; axon; exocytic vesicle
Molecular function (GO): calcium ion binding; phosphatidylserine binding; clathrin binding
Source: RefSeq, a predicted model, not a curated record
AUGGGGCGCCCCCCAGGCCCCCACAGCGCCCGGGCCCCGGCGGGCUCCACGGCUGUACCAGGGCUCAUUCCGGACCUGGUCGCCCGGAUCCCCUGGCUCCGCUGGGCGCUCUCAGCCACUGCGCCCGUGGCUGGCGUCCUCGCUGUUUCCUGCCUGCUCUGUGCCAUCUGCUGUUGCCGCCGCGGCCGCCACGGGAAAGAGCCCGGAGACGAGGAGGCCGUGGGCCUGGGCAGUGCCUGCAGCACCGUCAACCCCCACCUGGUGCAGCCAGAUGUGGGUAACGUGGAGCCUGGCCCUGGGGGCCCGGCAGUGGGAGCGCCUGCAGCUGUCUGUCUGGAGUACGACUUUGGAAGCCAGGAGAUCAAGGUGGGCCUCAAGUAGGCCGCGGACCUGAGGCCCCGGGACCCAGGCGGCACGGUGGACCCCUAGGCCCGCGUCAGCCUCUGCCCUGAGGCCGGGUGCAGGCACGAGACGAAGGUGCACCGCGGUGCCCUCUGCCCCACGUGCGAAGAGACCUGCUCCCUCCACGUCCCCCCCGUGGAGCUGCCCCGGACCACCCUGUGGGUGCAGGUGCUGAGCUACAAGUGCUUCUCCCAGCGCGAGCCGCUGGCCACCGUGGACCUGCAGCCCGUCCUGGAGCUCUGGCGCCCACCGGGCCCGCCCAGCACUGCCGAGCCCGAGCAGUUGGAGGAGGUGUGCUUCUCGCUCCAGGACGUGCCCGGCUCGGGCUGGCUGACCGUGGUCGUGCUGGAGGCCCGAGGCCUGAGCCCAGUUCUGGCAGAGCCCUACGUGAAGUUUCAGCUUGUGCUGAACCAGAGGAAGUGGAAGAAGAGAAAGACAUCUGCCAGGAAGGGUACGGCCACCCCUUACUUCAACGAGGCCUUCACCUUCCUUGUGCCUGCCUCCUCUACCCAGAGCGUGGCUCUGGUGCUGGCCGUCCGGGCCCAGGGCCCACAGUUCCAGGCCGAGCCCGUGAGCAAGGUUGUGCUGGGCGCCCGGGCCUCUGGUCAACCCCUACAGCGCUGGGCAGACAUGCUGGCCCACGCCCGGCCGCCCAUCGCCCAGUGGCACCGCCUGCAGCCGGCCAGGGAGGUGGACCGGGCCCUGGCCUCGCAGCCCCACCUGCGCCUGCCUUUGCCUGCCUCCUGA